Messenger RNA from Malaclemys terrapin pileata, 6513 nucleotides. It is a transcript of the gene COL5A2, whose product is annotated as collagen type V alpha 2 chain. The transcript has 54 exons. Gene Ontology annotation, cellular component: collagen type V trimer. Lineage: Eukaryota; Metazoa; Chordata; Testudines; Emydidae. Bases 404 to 4918 code for a protein of 1504 amino acids. The record is from RefSeq and is a predicted model, not a curated record. Gene Ontology annotation, molecular function: extracellular matrix structural constituent; protein binding.
UGCUCUGAUACAUUAUCUUUACUGUACAGCAGCAGGAAAAGAUCCUGAAAAUAUAUUUGUAAAAGGGAAAGUUCAAGGAAAAGUGAAGCUAGUUCUGAUUCGGUUGUUUACCAUCAAUCAGACUGUUGCUUGGCAGGGACUGGAUGACUAUAAGCCUGAACAAGCUGAAAAGGGGCAGGAAAAGAAGUGGAGGCAGCAUUCUUCCUAUUUAAAGCUGCAUCACUUCAAAAAAGUGUUUGCAGACGGUGACGGAGCUGGUGCUGAAAAAAAGGGGCUUGCAGACUUUGUCCUGGAGCUGGUGCUGAAAGGAAAAGAUCCCACAGCUGACUUCAUGGUGCUAAAAUAAGCUUAAGUUUUUGCACUUUUUGCUGCUCAGGAGGAUACACAUGUCUAAUAUUUAGACAUGAUGGCAACCUGGGUGCAAACAAGAACUUUUUUCAUUCUUGCUGCUUUAUUAGGGCAAUUUAUAACAAUAAAAGCACAAGAAGAAUUUCAAGAAGAAUUUGUGGGUGAAGAGGAUGCUGAAGAAAUAGCCUGCACUCAAAACGAUCAGAUGUACCUGAACAGGGAUAUCUGGAAGCCCUCACCAUGCCAGAUUUGUGUCUGUGACAAUGGAGCCAUUCUCUGUGACGAGAUCCAGUGUCAGGAUGUGUUAGAAUGUGAGAGCCCUCAGAUUCCCGCAGGAGAAUGCUGUCCUGUGUGCCCCAACACAGCACGUGUUGAUUUUGAUGGCAAUAUUGGUAGAGGAAGGAAGGGACAAAAAGGAGAACCUGGAGUGGUGCCAAUUGUUACAGGAAUACGAGGCCGCCCAGGACCAUCAGGACCUCCAGGUUCACAAGGACCAAGAGGAGAACGAGGACCUAAGGGGAGACCUGGUCCUCGUGGUCCUCAAGGGAUUGAUGGGGAACCUGGUAUCCCUGGACAGCCUGGUGAUCCUGGACCCCCAGGACAUCCAACUCACUCAGGACCAGAUGGGAGGAAUGCACCGUUUGCAGCUCAGAUGGCAGGAUUGGAUGAGAAAUCUGGAAUCAGUAGUCAAAUGGGAUUCAUGCCCGGUGCAGUGGGUCCAGUGGGUCCAAGAGGUCCGCAGGGUCUACAAGGACAACAAGGUGGUGUUGGCCCCACAGGCCCGCCAGGUGAAGCUGGGGAUCCAGGACCAAUGGGUCCAGUUGGUGCUCGGGGCCCCGAAGGACCUCCAGGCAAACCUGGUGAAGAUGGUGAGCCUGGAAGACCAGGACAACCAGGCGAGACUGGAUUCCCAGGAUCUACAGGAUCUCGAGGCUUUCCUGGUGCUCCAGGUCUUCCAGGUCUAAAGGGCCACAGGGGACACAAAGGACUUGAUGGUCCUAAAGGCGAGGUCGGAGCAACUGGAUCCAAGGGUGAAGCCGGACCAACGGGCUCAAUGGGUCCAACAGGCCCUCUCGGUCCUAGAGGAAUGUCAGGAGAAAGAGGGCGAAUUGGACCUCAAGGUGCUCCUGGUGGACGGGGUUCGCAUGGUAUGCCAGGGAAGCUUGGGCCAGUGGGACCACUUGGUAUAACUGGUUCUCCUGGUUUUCCGGGUCCUCCUGGUGUAAAGGGUGAAGCAGGUCCAACGGGUGCACGUGGCCCAGAAGGUCCUCAGGGACAAAGGGGUGAAACAGGGCCAUCAGGUCCAGCAGGGUCACAAGGACUUCCUGGAACUGUAGGGACAGACGGUUCUCCUGGUGCUAAAGGCCCAACAGGAUCUCCAGGUACUUCUGGCCCACCUGGCUUAGCAGGUCCACCUGGUUCUCCAGGACCUCAAGGCAGUACUGGUCCUCCCGGCAUCCGAGGCCAAGCGGGAGACCCUGGUGUGCCAGGUUUCAAAGGAGAAGCAGGUCCCAAAGGGGAACCAGGUCCACAUGGUUCUCAGGGUCCCAUUGGCCCUGUGGGUGAAGAAGGGAAAAGAGGCCCUCGUGGUGAUCCAGGGUCAGUAGGUCCUCCAGGCCCUGUUGGAGAAAGGGGUGCUCCUGGUAAUCGUGGUUUUCCAGGUUCUGAUGGCUUGCCUGGACCAAAGGGAGCUCAAGGGGAGCGUGGUCCAGCAGGUUCUUCAGGCCCUAAAGGAAGCCAGGGAGAUCCUGGGCGCACUGGUGAACCUGGCCUCCCAGGUGCCAGGGGUCUCACAGGAAAUCCAGGUGUUCAGGGUCCUGAAGGAAAACUUGGUCCUUUGGGUGCGCCAGGAGAAGAUGGACGUCCAGGCCCAGCAGGUUCAAUAGGAAUUAGAGGUCAGCCAGGCAGCAUGGGGCUUCCUGGGCCAAAAGGCAGCAGUGGUGAUCCUGGAAAACCUGGAGAAGCGGGUAAUGCUGGUGUCCCAGGGCAGAGAGGUACUCCUGGCAAAGAUGGUGAAGUUGGUCCUUCUGGUCCUGUUGGUCCACCUGGUCUAGCAGGAGAAAGAGGAGAACAAGGCCCUCCAGGUCCCACAGGCUUUCAGGGUUUGCCUGGGCCACCAGGUCCUCCAGGAGAGUCAGGAAAGCCUGGAGAUCAGGGUGUUCCUGGAGAUCCUGGAGCUGGAGGUCCAUUAGGUCCAAGAGGAGAACGUGGCAAUCCAGGGGAGAGAGGAGAACCAGGGGCAGCAGGACUUCAGGGUGAAAAGGGUAUGGCUGGAGGACAUGGUCCUGAUGGUCCAAAGGGUAGUCCAGGCCCCACUGGGACUCCUGGUGAUCCAGGUCCUCCAGGUCUUCAGGGUAUGCCUGGAGAAAGAGGUAUUGCUGGAACUCCUGGUCCCAAGGGUGACAGGGGUGGUGUAGGGGAGAAAGGCUCUGAAGGUACAGCUGGCAACGAUGGUGCAAGGGGUCUUCCAGGUCCAAUAGGUCCAAUGGGUCCAGCAGGUCCUACUGGUGAAAAGGGUGAACCUGGUCCUCGAGGUUUAGUUGGCCCCCCAGGCUCCCGUGGAAAUCCUGGUUCCCGUGGUGAAAAUGGCCCAACUGGUGCUGUUGGUUUUGCUGGUCCUCCGGGCCCUGAUGGUCAACCAGGUGUGAAAGGUGAACCUGGGGAACCUGGACAGAAAGGGGAUGCUGGAUCCCCGGGACCACAGGGCCUUUCUGGGUCUCCUGGCCCACCAGGUCCUCAUGGUGUUCCUGGUCUAAAAGGUGGUCGAGGUACUCAGGGUCCACCUGGUGCUACAGGAUUCCCUGGCUCUGCUGGAAGAGUUGGACCUCCCGGACCUACUGGAGCUCCGGGGCCUGCUGGGCCUCUUGGGGACCCAGGAAAAGAAGGCCCUCCAGGUCUUCGUGGCGAUCCAGGUGCACACGGUCGAGUGGGAGAUCGAGGACCAGCUGGGCCACCUGGCGGCCCUGGAGACAAAGGAGACUCAGGGGAAGAUGGGCAACCUGGUCCGGAUGGCCCCCCAGGUCCAGCUGGAACUACUGGUCAGAGAGGUAUUGUUGGUAUGCCAGGUCAGCGAGGUGAGAGAGGCAUGCCUGGCCUGCCUGGCCCUGGUGGAACACCAGGAAAACAGGGUUCAACGGGGCCACCAGGAGAUAAAGGUCCCUCAGGGCCUAUUGGCCAAUCAGGUGCCAGUGGUCCAGUAGGUGAACCUGGUCCAGAAGGCCCUGCUGGUAAUGAUGGUACUCCUGGACGAGAUGGAGCUGUUGGAGAACGUGGGGAUCGUGGUGAACCUGGACCUGCCGGUUUACCAGGUGCGCAGGGUGGCCCAGGAACUCCAGGACCAGUUGGCCCUACAGGAGAAGCAGGGCAAAGAGGUGAACCAGGUUCGCGGGGUCCACUGGGUCCACCCGGUCGUGCUGGAAAACGAGGCUUGCCUGGUCCCCAAGGUCCUCGUGGUGACAAAGGUGACAAUGGAGACCGAGGUGACAGGGGCCAGAAGGGUCAUAGAGGUUUCACUGGUCUUCAAGGUCUUCCUGGUCCUCCUGGUCCCAUUGGUGAACAAGGCAGUUCUGGGAUUCCAGGUCCUUUUGGCCCUAGAGGCCCUCCAGGUCCAGUUGGUCCUUCAGGCAAAGAUGGAAAUCCUGGACCACAUGGGCCACUGGGGCCUCCUGGUGUAAGAGGAAGUCUAGGAGAAGCAGGUCCUGAAGGUCCUCCAGGUGAUCCUGGUCCCCCAGGUCCCCCAGGCCCUCCAGGUCACCUCACAGCUGCCAUCGGUGACAUUAUGGGCCACUUUGAUGACAGUAUGGCAGAUCCACUGCCAGAAUUCACUGAAGAUGAAGCAGCCCCUGAUGACAACAAUAAAACUGAUCCAGGAGUCCAUGCCACACUGAAGUCACUGAGUAGCCAGAUUGAAACCAUGCGCAGCCCUGAUGGCUCCAAGAAACACCCAGCACGCACUUGUGAUGAUCUAAAGCUCUGUCAUCCAUCCAAGAAAAGCGGAGAAUAUUGGAUUGACCCUAACCAAGGUUGUGUUGAAGAUGCUGUAAAAGUCCACUGCAAUAUGGAAACUGGAGAGACUUGUAUUUCUGCAAACCCAUCUAGCAUACCACGCAAAACAUGGUGGACUAGUAGAUCAUCGGACCGCAAGCCUGUAUGGUAUGGCCUUGAUAUGAACAGGGGAUCACAGUUUGUCUAUGGAGACAGUGAGUCACCAAAUACAGCUGUAACCCAAAUGACCUUCCUGCGCCUUCUGUCAAAGGAAGCCUCCCAGAAUAUCACAUACCAUUGUAAGAACAGUAUAGGGUACAUGGAUGACCAGUCUAAGAACCUGAAGAAAGCUGUAAUUCUUAAGGGUGCUAAUGACCUGGAGAUCAAAGCAGAAGGAAACAAUCGAUUUAGAUAUACUGUCCUUCAGGACAGCUGCUCUAAACGUAAUGGGAACAUUGGCAAGACUGUCUUUGAAUACAGAACACAGAAUGUGGCACGCUUACCUAUCAUAGAUAUCGCCCCAGUGGACAUUGGUAAUACAGACCAGGAAUUUGGCAUUGAGAUUGGGCCGGUUUGUUUUGUGUAAAAGAAAGAGGAAAAUAUUAACAUACCACCACCACCACCAACAACAACUAAACACAAGAACUUGGACUGAUGGAAGUUAAUCCUGAGACUCUUGAAGUAAUGGCUGAUAUUGCAUCAGCAUUGUACAUACAGUUCUUUUUAAAUGCCUGGCCUCCUUCAGAAUAUUUAUUUUACUUACAAACCUUCAGUUUUAAAUGAUCUAAACCAACUUUUCAGUGCAGCAGUACAAUUUAAAAAGGACCAAUGAUUACCCUUUCAAAAAAUCUGAAUGAUAAUUGUAGGGCUUUUUUGCUCACCUUCUUUGAGUGUAAUUCAAAAUUUAUAGGUAUGCUAUACAGAUAGUUUAAAAGUGGAGCUUUGUAAAACUCAAAAGAAAUACUUCUUUUGCUUGGAUGCAGAUUGAAUAGCAGAAAGUAGAGCACUUUUGUGAAUUCUGGAUUAUAAUAUUUGCAACCAAAUAUGCUUUUCCCCCAGCAUGUUUAAAUGAAACCUAUGUUUUUCUUUCCCUGGCCAGUCACAAAAAAACCAAUUUCAUUAAUCAAAUAACGCUUUUUAAGUGAGGUCAUCUUACUUGGCAUUGUCCUUAGUGAAAUGCUUAACUAUUCUAUGUAAAUGUAACAGUCUACACAGAAGUGGAUGGCCUUAUAUUUUAUGAGACCUAGAAGAAAUCUCUUCAGCAUCAUAAACUUUUAUGAAAUAAAAAAAUUCAGGGGUAAAUCUUUGAGUAGGUCUACAUUUGAAUUUUAAGGGUCUGUCCUUCUCCCUCCUGACAAUGUACGUACAUAAUGACGCUUUCACUUGGAGGAGUAUGUACCCUUAAAUAUGUCUAAAACCCAAUAUCCAAUUGAUUUAUUUUAGUACUUGCAUAAUCUAAUAAGCCAUUACAUAUAAAAUUUUAUAGACAAUGUCAUAAGUUUGUUGUCAGCUUAUGUGUGUCAUCAGUCAUUCACAUGUGUACCAGACCAAGGGUUCAGAGACUCACUGUUGCAGAGAUGACUUUUUAGUCGACAACCAGUCAUGCAUCACCAGUAAUUUUGACCUAUUGGCCCUGAAUUGUCAGGGCAAAUAAUGAUCCACCAUUUCUUAGCAUGAGCUACCUCAUCUCUAAAAGCUGGGAUGCAUUUAAUAUUCUUGUUUUUAUUUUAGAUACUAAAAGGUGCUAUAUGCUUCUGUUAUUAUUCCAAGUAUGGAGAUAGGCAGGGCAAAAAUAAUAAUUUUUUUAAGUAAUGGUGCUAAAAUGACUUCUGUAAAAGCCUGACAAAAUAAAGAUACUUACCACCAACAUAGUUUUGAAGAGUAAAGCUGUUAGAUUUCCAGUGUUUGAAAGAACAGUGUUACAGUGCAUUUUAUCUGUUGGUCAUACACUAUAUGGAAUGUUUUGUAAUACCAACAUGUUUUAUUACCUGCAACGUGUGGGUACAAACAUAAUUCGAGGGUUUUUUUCUGUUUCUUUAUUGCAUUUGUGCUCUCCAAUGUUUUGUUUGUCUCUUUAAAUAAAAAAAUAAACAGCUGAGGCUAUCCCAAAAGAAAAGCCAUGCACAUAGCUUUAUUCAUGUAUCUUUGCAAAGCAUUUAAUUAAAUACAUGCUUCUUGUUA